AUGUCCUGGGCGCCCCUCCUCCCAUUAUUGAUGGCUGCGCUCCUGCCCCUGCUCCCGCUGCUGCUGCUGCUGCCGGGCCGGGGACCGCCGGGGGUCCUGGGCAACCGCCACGCCGUGCAUUGGAACAGCUCCAACCUGCAUCUGCGUCGGGAGGGCUACACGGUGCAGGUGAACGUCAACGACUACCUGGACAUCUACUGCCCGCACUACAACACUUCGGUGCCCGAGCACCGGCUGGAGCAGUACGUGCUCUACAUGGUGAACGCGGAGGGAUACCGGACCUGCAACACCAGCCAGGGAUUCAAGCGCUGGGAGUGCAACCGGCCCCACGCACCGCACAGCCCCAUCAAGUUCUCGGAGAAGUUCCAGCGCUACAGCGCCUUCUCGCUGGGCUACGAGUUCCGCGCAGGGCAGGAGUACUACUACAUCUCCACCCCAACCCACAACCACCGCCGGGCCUGCCUGAAGAUGAAGGUGUUUGUGUGCUGUGCCACUACGUCGCACUCCGGGGAGAAGCUGGCACCCACCCUGCCGCAAUUCACCCUGCGGCCAGAGGUGAAGAUCGAGGACCUGGACAACUUCAACCCAGAGAUGCCCAAGCUGGAGAAGAGUAUCAGUGGCACCAGCCCCAAGCGGGAACACUUGCCUCUGGCUGUGGCCGCUGCACUCUUCCUCAUGACGCUGUUGGCCUCCUAG
Molecule: messenger RNA, 696 nt
Organism: Indicator indicator
Lineage: Eukaryota; Metazoa; Chordata; Aves; Piciformes; Indicatoridae
Gene: EFNA3
Product: ephrin A3
Exons: 6
Coding region: 1-696 (231 amino acids)
Biological process (GO): axon guidance; ephrin receptor signaling pathway
Cellular component (GO): plasma membrane
Molecular function (GO): ephrin receptor binding
Source: RefSeq, a predicted model, not a curated record